AUGUUCAAAUUCAUCGCAAUUGUUGUGCUCGCUCUGGUUGCCUGCGUUGCCGCCAAACCAGGAAUUGUUGCUCCUCUGGCCUACUCAGCUCCCUACGUAGCCGCCUCGCCCUACGUUGCAGCCUCGCCGUACGUCGCCGCCGCUUCGCCCUACAUCGCCUCGCCCUAUGUGGCCUCUUCGUAUGUAGCCUCCCCCUAUGUAGCCUCCCCCUAUGUUGCCUCGCCCUAUGCCGCCGCCUACACCGCGCCUCUCCUGCUCCGUAAGUGA
Molecule: messenger RNA, 267 nt
Organism: Scaptodrosophila lebanonensis
Lineage: Eukaryota; Metazoa; Arthropoda; Insecta; Diptera; Drosophilidae
Product: cuticle protein 38-like
Exons: 1
Coding region: 1-267 (88 amino acids)
Source: RefSeq, a predicted model, not a curated record